AUGGACGACGCCCAUGCCCACCCCCAAUCACCCGUGACCACCCUACACGUCCGCUCACGGUCAAUACCAUCGUCUUUCCACGAGUAUCCUUCUAGUCAUACAACACCCAAGUCUGCACCUCACACUCGACAGCAGAGACUGCUCCAGACUCGUCACGCGAAGUUCUCGGCACAGAGCCUGUCAGUGAAUGGCAUCAGCGUCCCAUUUCCUUCCCUAAACCGCUCAUCCGAGAACGACUCUCCGUAUUUUCCAUCACCGAGGUUUAAUCGACGAGAAGAGAAUGGCAGUGACUUGAACAAGGCCGAGAAGUUGAGCAGUGCCUCGACGGAAUCUGCCAUACUGGCCGAGAUCUCGAAUGCGAAUACUUGCCGGAUUCGAGGUUUGAAGAAACGGGCUGCUCUACCAAUCUUCCAGGAUUCCCCAGAGAAGACUACGAUCCGUGACACAGGAGCCAAUACACCAUCAGUCUACCACGACGCAUACAGUGACUUACACCCUCCCUCAGGCCCCGAUUCUUUGCGAGAAAGCCCUGUCAAUAUGGGCCUUAGAGAGGUCUCGGUAAACCUUCAGCGGUCUUCACCUCGCAAGGAUUCGCCAUAUUAUCGCCAAGUGCGUUCGGGGUCACAUCGUAAGGCUUCUCAGACGAAGCCGAGAUUCAAUUCAGAAGAAUACAUAGAGCACAUCGAAAAUGAGUUACAGAUGGUCAAAGACGCCAUGUAUUCACCUACCACUCAUAUGCCCUGGAAAGAGAAGCUCCGAAAAGCGAAGGAAGAGAAUGAACGUCUGAAGAAGGAGAUGGAAGCCAUCAGGGCUUCUUUCGAAUUUGAACUCCAUGAAACAGUCGAAAGAUCGACGGAGAUGGAGCUCAAAUUGAAGCGCAGGAUUAAGGAUCUAGAAGAUGAGGUCGAACUUAAGAAGUCGAUGAUCCACGAUCUAGAAUGCGAUCGCGAAGAAAAGAGGUCUGACCAAAACGCCUUGGAAGUUCUAAAGGCGAAGAUUGAGAAGCUGGAGGAAGAACGGUCAAGCCUGGAGACAACAAAUCGCGAUAUGACAAAACGCAAUGAGGUUUUGACCCAGCUUCUGGCCUUAUCGCCGACAAAGGCUCAACCCUCCAGCGGCAUACCCACUCCUAGACGAAAAAGUGGCCGUCCUAUGUCACUCGUCAUCCCAAGAUUGCCCACAUCACCAGUCCUCCCGACAUUCCAGAGCCGACCCCAGUCAAUUGUUGCGUCUCCGGCACUCGCGGCCUCUGACUACUUUGCGGCGCAUCCCCCGUCGUCGCCGUUGUCGGCAAGUCCAUUCGACGCCACUGCUCGCUCCUUGGACGCUGUCGAUGAUAGGCUCUCGAUUGACUCUGUGUUGGAAGAAACCGAGCUACAAGAUGCGCACGGCAUUGAGUCGGGACGGGCAACACUUGUCUCUAGCUCUUCAAAUAGCCCUGAUAUGAUGGGUGGGCAUGUUCGUACGCAAAGUCGGUCGCAGACAGUCCUGAGACAUCCUUCAAAGAGGCGGCCUCGGAAAUUCAUGCCUGGAUCAACACAGCUAAAGCCAUUGCUUUUGCCAACAUUCACGGCCGAAAGUGGUAACCUUCCUUCAACCACACCCGUCACGUCACCCACUCGAGGACUCCCCAUUCUCCCUAGCUCUGAGACAAGACGAUUUGAAGAAACUCCAUUUACGCAUGCAGUUCUUGGAGACCGCCUCGAGACUCCCUUUCCGAGUUCAGACAAUUUUCUUGAUCGUCUCGGAACAGAUUAUCAGAGCUUGGACGAGGUUUUCGCCAGUGAUGAGCAAGCCUUCCAACCGGAGGUUCUCCAAGAGCCUCUCGAAGGACUUUCCUUUUCAGGCAACACGGCUCAGUAUCAAUGUCCACAGCAGGCAGGCGAGAUUGAGUCGACCAUGGAGCCUUGUUCUAGUCCACAAAUUCGCUCCUGGGUUUCGAAGACAAUAUCUUCUCUGCCUGGAGAUGUGGCGCAUAAUCCACAUCACACCACCGUUGGUAUGACUGAGGGAGAAGAUGAAGACGCCCCUGAUGUUUCUGGAAACAGUAAAGUCUUUAAUCGGCGAUAUACUCGGUCAGACUUGGAGAGUUUAGAUGCAUCUCAUUUGCGAGGUAACGUUGACAUUCCUCGUCCCUUAUUUUCAGACCAUCGAACCCCCUGCGGAGGGAAUUCAUCCCCCUCCAGAGGUUACCCUGACUUGCCACUCAAUCCUCGAAAACGGAGGAAAACAAGCUCAAUAUGCGAGUCAGAUGACUCGAAAGAUGACGCUAUUGAUCAUGAAUACCGCAAUGGUCAGAUGUGUCGACCCAGUCGCCUUGGAGUCGUCACAUCUGGCUCUAUCGCCGAGCAGAACACCCGGAAGUCGAUGAACGAGUGCCCUUCUCUUCCAAAGAAACAAGCCACCGCCCCAACGCGCACUCCUCUUGAAAUGUUACAGCAUCGUGGCAUAAGUUCCAAGCCUCUAGCGACCUUGACGAUCCAAACGGUUUAUGCAACCCUAUCAAGGUAUACGACGUACAUUCAAGGCUUCAAACGAGAUCCACUGUCUCUGGCACGGCGGGUCAUAGCAAAUGCCUGGCGGUCAAACUGGGCAAUGUUCGGGAAACUAAGCUGGUGGGUACUUGGAUUAUUCAUUGGCUACCAGCGACCAAAGACCGAUCACGAAGACUGGGACUGGGCAAAGUACGACGGUGAGAGUAUUGCUGAUCAGUGCUGUCUUCCGGAUCCUGAUCGGUCUCUCACUCAACCCUUCUGUCGAUCCAUAAGCGAGGCUGGUCCGCCACGCUCUGGUGGCGAGAUCGAGGAAUCAGAAAACCAAGCACAAACAUCUCCUUCAUCAACCUCUGCAGUCAACCGUACCCCUCCAGUGAACGGGCCACAAAAUGGCUGGGGCCGAUCAUUGUAUCUCUGGGGCAAGUUCAGCGUAGCAAUUAUGCUUGCUGUGGGGGGCGCCAUUGUCAAAGGACCAGCUGAGAUGUUGCGCGACGCUGACGAUCGAAGGAAGUCUCGGAGCAACAGCCUUACUGAAAAUGGAGCUGCUAGCUGCCAACCUCGCCGAGCCGAAUACAGCAAAGCAAAUAGAGCUGCCGACCACCGCAAAGACGUUGGCUUACAGCAUCACCCUAGUCCGUCGAGGGUGGAUGAGACUCCAGAUGUCGCUCGCAAAGCUCGAAGUUUCAGCUCUCCGGCGAUUUCACCGAUGCAUAUGCGUACAGCGUGUGGUGCCAAUGGAAAUAUAGAGCAUCGAAACCUAUCGACAGUGUCGCUACCCUCGCCCAACGAAUCUCUAUUUGGAAAGGAUGUGAGUUGGUGGGGUGAAGACACUUUGAAACCUGCUAGAAGCGAUCGCAAAGGCUUGGACUCGGUCUUCCAAGCACCAGACUAUGUCAAAUCUAUGCCCGACGAGCCUGUCACUCCAUCCGCUGAGCAUGAGCACAUUGAAGGAGAAGCGACGGAUGGCGAGCAGAGCGCAGUCAAUAUUCCAAAGCAACACUAG
Messenger RNA from Fonsecaea pedrosoi CBS 271.37, 3498 nucleotides. RefSeq lists its product as uncharacterized. The transcript has a single exon. The record is from RefSeq and is a predicted model, not a curated record. The coding region runs from base 1 to 3498 and encodes 1165 amino acids. NCBI's taxonomy places the organism in Eukaryota, Fungi, Ascomycota, Eurotiomycetes, Chaetothyriales, Herpotrichiellaceae.